Arachis ipaensis is the source of this 861-nucleotide messenger RNA. Lineage: Eukaryota; Viridiplantae; Streptophyta; Magnoliopsida; Fabales; Fabaceae. The record is from RefSeq and is a predicted model, not a curated record.
AUGGCUGAAAGAGAACCUAAUACACUACCAAGUGACACCAUUCCCAAUCCCAAGGAGGAAUGUAAAGUAGUCCAAUUAAAGAGUAAAAGAACCUUGGUAAAUGACAAAGAAACCAACAAGAAGCCUGUGGAGAAUCAUGAGGCCAUCAAUAAAGAGCAAAUGACAGUUAAAGAUAAGCAAGACCAAGAAAAACUCAAGGAAAAAGAGGAACCUCAAGCUUCAAAGAAAGGAAAGCAAGCUAUUGAGGAACAGUCACAAGAACAAAGGACAAUGGUGAAGACUCACAUCCCUCCUUUGCCAUAUCCUCAAAGGUUCAAUAGAGAGCUUAAAGAUCAACAGUUCCUCAAUGCUGUCAUCCAAAGAGGUCUUCCUCCAAAGCUCAAAGAUCCAGGAAGCUUCAUCCUAUCCUGCACUAUGGGCAACAAAACAUUGGACAAGGCUCUCUGUGACUUAGGAGCCAGCAUCAAUUUAAUGCCCCUCUCAAUAAUGAAGAAGCUUGCAAUAGAGGAAGUCAAACCCACCAGGAUGUCACUCCAAAUGGCUGACAGAUCACUUAAGAUACCAAAUGGGAUUGUGGAAAAUUUAUUAGUGAAGAUUGGAGAAUUCAUUUUCCCUACUGACUUUAUUAUCUUGGACAUGAAAGAAGAGGGACACAGUUCAGUCAUAUUGGGACGGCCUUUUUUAGCAAUAGCAAGAGCCAUCAUUGAUGUGGAGAAAGGGGAGAUGACCCUCAGGGUGCAUGAUGAAAAGAUGAUCAUCAAUGUCUUCAAGGCCAUGCAACACCCUCUAGAAAAGGAAAAGCACAUGAGAGUGGAAAUGAUAGAAGAAGUGGAAGAGGAGCUACUGGAAGAUGAAGACUAG